Molecule: messenger RNA, 687 nt
Organism: Anisakis simplex (herring worm)
Lineage: Eukaryota; Metazoa; Nematoda; Chromadorea; Rhabditida; Anisakidae
Source: the annotation of a GenBank genome assembly
GAACGCUCAAAAAUGGUUCAGUUGAAAGCGCAUAUUUUGGCACCGGCAAUAACGUGUCUUGUCGCAAUGGCAUGCACUUCAGCGAUUUGGAUUGGUGCUUAUUAUAUUGGAAUAAAAGAUAGAAGUCAAACGAAUCGAGCUUAUUCACCUGUAACACCCGAACCAGACGUACUGACAACGACUCAUUUUCAAGUAAUAUGUCAUGAAGCUUGCGAGUUUCAUUUGGUGGAAUCAAUACCGGUCAAUUUGACUUAUAAUGCGAGCACAAAGUUCAUGACAACCACUGAUGCUUGGUUGCAAUUGAUUGCAAAUGCAACAAGGGAAAUUCGAAUCGCUUCAUAUUAUUGGUCUCUGCUACCCAACGAUACACAGGGUUAUGCCGACAGCACAGCUGAAGACGGCGUUAAGGUGUACGAAGCGCUUGUUGAUGCAGGAAAACGCGGAAUUGUCAUGCAGAUCACACAGAAUGCACAACCGAACCCUGAAACAACGUAUCUCCAAAAUAACGGAUGGGCACAUGUUCGCUCACUAAAUUUCACUCGUUUACUUGGAUCAGGUCAACGAGUUUAUCCAAAUCGUUUAAGCCAAAGAGCCAUUGAUGUUGAGCCAUGCAGCUCAUCGAUAGAUCGCAAUUACAUCACUUUUUUGGCUGAGAUUCCACAUUUUUUUGAACGGUCAUUCGAUUGA